This is a messenger RNA of Fusarium proliferatum ET1, 1500 nucleotides long. RefSeq names its product putative oligosaccharyltransferase alpha subunit. The transcript is spliced from 3 exons. Lineage: Eukaryota; Fungi; Ascomycota; Sordariomycetes; Hypocreales; Nectriaceae. Gene Ontology annotation, cellular component: oligosaccharyltransferase complex; membrane. The record is from RefSeq and is a predicted model, not a curated record. Bases 1 to 1500 code for a protein of 499 amino acids.
AUGAAGCCUUUCGCCAUCACCACGGCGCUCUUUAGCUUCAUAUCUGUCGCACUCGCUGGCGCAACUACAGACUCCAAGACAUCAAAGGUCAUCCUGCCCGUCGAUUUUAAGCCUCCACAGGUUUUCAAGAACGCCAAUUUGGUGCACGUCAUCUCUCUAGAGAAGACCUACGUAAAGGAACAGAUCAAUGUCCUCAUCGAGAACGUUGCAAAGGAGCCACAGACAGAGUACUAUGUGCCAUUUACUGCCGAACAGCUUCCUCGUAUAGGAGGUUUCGAGGUUAAGGAUCGUAAGGAUGCGAACGCCGGACCGUUCGUGGCCGAGACUGUCGAGUACGAUUCUCUCAGUGAUGUUCAGUACUAUCGUAUCCGACUGCCCACGCCGCUCAAGCCUGGUGCUCAACAAACGCUCGGAAUCACCUACUAUUACCUGAAAGCCUACACUCCUCUCCCCGCGGCCGUUUCCCAGGACGAUGACCAAUACCUGAGCUUCAACUUUUCCGUUUAUGCACCAUCUGCCUACAUCACGAAGAAGCAGAAGACCGAGCUUAAGGCUGCUUCGGCCGACGUCCCCGAUUAUACAAAGCUUCCAGGCAGUGGCGAGGUCAAGGAGUUUCCUGUAAAGCAGGGCACCAAGCUCAUCUAUGGUCCCUUCGAUGAAAAGCCCGCCGGUGCUGUCUCCCCUGCAAACGUUCGCUUUCAGUUUACCAAACCGGUUAUUCACGUCAAGGAGCUGGACCGUCUGAUUGAAGUCAGCCACUGGGGCGGCAACAUCGCCUUCGAGGAGCACUACGAGAUGUAUCACGGCGGUGCCAACCUUUCUGACAACUUCGAUCGAAUCAAAUAUUCUCAGCAUUCGUUGUACCGUCAGCAUGGGGUUGCGGGAGUUCGUCCUUCGCAUUACCUCGACCAGUUGCGAAUUCCUCUUCCUGGCGGAAGCGUGGACGCCUAUUAUACGGAUGUGAUCGGCAACGUCACGACGUCUACUUGGCGAACCGACAGCCGAGACGCUCUUUUUGUUCUAAAGCCGCGAUACCCUCUUUUUGGUGGAUGGAGGUACCCUUUCACUAUUGGAUGGAACUCCGAUGCUUCCAACUUCCUGCGAAAAACCGCCGCUGGUAGUUUCGUACUUCGAAUUCCUUUCCUCGAAGGCCCCAAGCAGCCAGAAGGCGUUGAAUAUGAGCACAUCAACGUCAAUAUUCUCCUUCCAGAAGGCGCCGAGAACGUCAAGUUUCACACCAACAUUCCCGAAUCAUCGAUCGUAUCUACCUCGGUUGAUCUGACCAGAACCUACCUCGAUACUGUCGGCAGAACAGCUGUCAGCAUUAAGGCGCGAAACCUGGUCGACGAAUUCCGAGACCGCCAACUCAUCAUCUCUUACGAUGCGCCUCUCUCGAGCGCUCUUCGAAAACCUUUGGUCAUCUUUGCCAGUGCCAUGGUAGUUUUUGUCACUACCUGGGCAUUGGGCCAGGUGCAAGUGGGAUUUAAGCCCAAGAAAUAG